Molecule: messenger RNA, 2053 nt
Organism: Neocloeon triangulifer
Lineage: Eukaryota; Metazoa; Arthropoda; Insecta; Ephemeroptera; Baetidae
Gene: Rab6
Product: ras-related protein Rab6
Exons: 7
Coding region: 256-885 (209 amino acids)
Molecular function (GO): GTPase activity; GTP binding
Source: RefSeq, a predicted model, not a curated record
AAUUGGUCCUUGGCUGGCAGUACACGGAACACAGACGUCGAACUGACUCAGAAGUCACGAAAAGAGUGACGUCGAUUGACAAUUGGAAUAAUCGUAUUAACAGCGAAUUUGUCGGCAGUCGUGGCGAAAAGCAAGACUGCCGAGCGACGUUUGCCUCCCUGGAUAUUCGUGCUCGUUCGACCUGUUAAUUAGGGUCACUCCCUGAAGCAAUCGGCUCGUAGAGCUCCAGCUCGCCACCUCACUCGCGCUAGCAUCAUGUCUUCGUCUGGUGAUUUCGGCAAUCCGCUCCGCAAGUUCAAACUCGUUUUUCUAGGAGAACAAAGCGUUGGCAAGACUUCACUGAUUACGAGAUUUAUGUAUGACAGCUUUGACAACACUUACCAGGCAACCAUAGGCAUCGAUUUCUUAUCCAAAACAAUGUAUUUGGAGGAUAGAACGGUGAGACUACAGUUGUGGGACACUGCGGGACAGGAGCGGUUUCGCAGUUUGAUUCCUUCAUACAUUCGUGAUUCGACAGUGGCUGUGGUUGUCUACGACAUCACAAACGCAAAUUCCUUUCACCAAACUUCUAAGUGGAUUGACGAUGUUCGCACCGAGCGUGGCAGUGAUGUAAUCAUCAUGCUGGUUGGCAAUAAGACGGAUCUUUCUGACAAGAGGCAGGUCUCGACCGAAGAGGGCGAGCGCAAAGCUAAAGAACUAAACGUCAUGUUUAUUGAGACCAGUGCUAAGGCCGGGUACAAUGUGAAACAGCUUUUCCGAAGAGUUGCUGCAGCUUUACCAGGCAUGGACUCGACAGAAAAUAAGCCUCCUGAGGACAUGCAAGAAGUGGUGCUCAAAGACACCCCGAACGAGUCACGGAACCCCGACGGCAGUUGCUCGUGUUGACUGGCUGGAUGGAGUGAGAUGGUUUCUAUUAAGCGUCUUGCCCUUUCACAUUCCCCAGAAACAAGACUUGUUUCUACUGGUUUUUACUUUCUUGUCGUUAUCUGUAGAUUUUAUUUAAUUCAUGCUUUUGUUGUAAUAAUAAUUUAAUUCACGAUUUGUUUUGAGGAUAACGAUUAUUGACUUUUAAAUUGUUCCAGUGUGAAUUGUCUCAAUUCAUUAGUAUUAUUUUCUACCUGCGCAAAAUAUGUUUUCUAGUUCCAAGAUUGUCCUUGCAGUUGUGAAGCUUGCACUCAACAAACCGCGAAAACUGUAAAUAAUCAGAAUUACAAAAUUUAAUUAAGCAUGAGAUGGGCGCAUAUUUUUAAAAUAUGAAGCAAACCUCCAAGCUUUAUUUAAAAGCGUCCUGCUGUUUCUCAAUUAAAAAAUUUAAUUAUACCACUAAUUGUAAGCAGUUUUUGGAGAUUUUACACACGUUGGAUAAUAUAUUAUGAGUUAAUAAUUUAAAUAGUAUAAUAUGAUGUUAACAUUUAACUUUCUUGCAAAUUUUGAGAAUAUAAAAAUUAUUUUUCCAAUAACGAAGUUAGUAAAGUUAAUUUUUGUACUAGUGCAAAGUAUGACUGGAAAAUAAUGAGCCGUUUCAUUUAUAUCAGCACGUCAACUCAUCAAGGCAGCUAUUUUUGGCUUGAAAUGUCACUUUUUUCUGCCAAAAAGUAAAUAUAUUUAUAUUUUUCUGCCUUUCUGCUAAAAUUAUCUCAAUUGGAGAAAUCAGUUCCCUCAUUGAUAAAAUUAACAGUACUUUUUUCUCACAUAUGGGAGCUGGGAGCUCAUAUAGUUGGAUGGAAAUCAGUUAUAGAGAUAAGAAUCUUUUUAAUAAAAUUGGUGCUGUCUUUCUUUUUUUUUUUUUAACAUGCUCAAUAUUUAUGCAUUUUCUUUGACAUUCAACUUUGUUUUUGCCAAACUUCCAAGUCCCUUCAAUGACUGUGGUCAUUGCAUUUGAGUCUCAUUUGAGAGUACUUAAAUUCAUCGGCUUACAAUUACUUUUUAGAAAAUUGAGGUUGCUUGCUGGAUGUCCAACGUAUUUAAAAUAAAAUAUUAAAGCAAAUAAUAAAGAUUUGCUUUACUCACCAAUAGCACCGUGUAGCCAGCAAUAAAAAUAUUAAUUAUUGAA